This is a messenger RNA of Lasiosphaeria miniovina, 2265 nucleotides long. RefSeq names its product kinase-like domain-containing protein. Gene Ontology annotation, molecular function: eukaryotic translation initiation factor 2alpha kinase activity; ATP binding. The transcript has 3 exons. Gene Ontology annotation, biological process: protein phosphorylation. NCBI's taxonomy places the organism in Eukaryota, Fungi, Ascomycota, Sordariomycetes, Sordariales, Lasiosphaeriaceae. The coding region runs from base 1 to 2265 and encodes 754 amino acids. The record is from RefSeq and is a predicted model, not a curated record. Gene Ontology annotation, cellular component: cytoplasm; cytosol; nucleus.
AUGUCGCUCAUUCCCUACCAUCCGCGCGAGGGCCGCGAAAUCGUCUUGCGUCAUCACAAUGCCAUCGUCGUGCGCGAUCCUGCGUCACAGCGCCUCGAGAUCCGCGGCCUCCAGAUCAGCGAAUGUCCCACCUGCCACCAGCCGUGGCGCUCCUCGUCACCUCCCGAGAGACACUUCGACGGCCCCGACCACCGCGAGAGCUAUGUCGACCCCGGCUACUUCCGCAUGCUGCGCCAGGGCCACGCCGUCCCCGAGACCCCACGCCCGCCCUCGAGCCCCAUCCGCCGCAUGGUCGAGCCCGCGCAGCCCGAUGCCGCCCAGGACGACGACGCCGUGGCAGAGGGCGCAGAGUUUGUGAGCAGCUCGCCGGCUCCCCAGGAGGGCAGCCGCAUCCGCCGCGAGGCUUUCAGCCCCAACUACUUCAACACCUUCUUCGUCGAGGAGCGCGAGCUCGGCAGGGGAGGCAAGGGCGUCGUAAUGCUCGUCAGGCACGAGAUCGACGGCUGCCACCUGGGCCACUUUGCCUGCAAGCGCGUCCCCGUCGGCGACGACCAUGCUUGGCUGGAGAAGGUCUUGGUCGAGGUCGAGCUGCUUGCCAAGCUGUCGCACCCCAACCUCGUCUCGUACCGCCACGUCUGGCUCGAGGACGUCAAGCUCAACCGCUUCGGCCCCAGCGUUGCCUGCGCCUUCAUCCUCCAGCAGUACUGCAAUGGAGGCGACCUGCUGCACUACGUCGUUGGCGACAUACCCAAGGCCACCACCAAGGAGGAGCUUAAGGCCCAGAUGCGCCGCCGGUCCAAGGGCCAGCUGGAGCCGCCCCAGGGCCUCUUCGGCAACAACCAGAGACACCUGUCCUUCAGGGAGAUAUACUCUCUGUUCCAGGACAUCACGUCAGGCCUGGCCUACCUGCAUGCUUCCAACUACAUCCAUCGGGACCUGAAGCCGAGCAACUGUCUCCUCCACCGCGAGGGCAACCAGCUGGCCUGUCUCAUCAGCGACUUUGGCGAGGUACAGGCCGAGAACGUGGCUCGUAAGUCGACCGGCUCCACGGGCACCAUCUCCUACUGCGCCCCCGAGGUUCUCAAGAAGGACGCAAGCGGCAGGUUCGGCAACUUCACGACGAAGUCGGAUGUCUUCUCGUUGGGGAUGAUACUGUACUUCAUGUGCUUCGGGCGGCUGCCUUACCGGAGUGCCAAUGCCAUCCACGAGGAGCUGGAAGAUAUCGACAAGCUGCGUGCCGAGAUCAAGGACUGGCAAGGCUUCCAAGACGAGAGAAAAGAGCGGCCGGAUCUCCCGUCAAAGCUGUACCAACUACUCAAGAAGCUACUAUCUGUCAAACCCAGCGAGCGUCCGAGCGCUAGCGAAGUGCUGCUCGCCAUGAAGAGCGAGUCGAGCAUGGACGGAGUCAUGAGGGGAUCUAUAGGCGCUAGCCCGUCCGUCGGCCUGAGUGGACAUCGCAUCCAGAAUCUGGACUCGCCUAUGCCCUCGGGCACACCUAUCCCAGAUCCCACAAAACAUGCCAGAGUGUCAGACGAAGACCUGCCGUCCUUCCAUGGCGACUCGCCGCAGCCCACGACACAGAACAUCCUGCAGAAGCACACACACCCCAUCCCGCCGCCUAUGGCGCCGCGGCAGCGUCGGCUUAGCCAGCCACAGAGCAUGGCUCUCUCACCACGCGGGCUUGACGGCUACUCCCGUGGCGGGUCAACCUCGCCGGAGCGCGGCCUAGGGAGGCGCGGCAGUGCUCGGAACACAACCAUCAGCAGUCCAGGACCCAGCCCCGCAACCGUGACCACCCCGCUCCUCAUGCCGCCGCCGACUACACGGGUCGAGCAGAUUAGACAUUAUGCCGUCCUGUGGCAGUAUCGAUGCGCGCAUUGGCUGCAGUAUCAUGCCGCCCUCUCCGGCUCAUUCUUGCAGCUGCUGUUUUUAGGUGUCAAGCUCUUCUCCGUGUCCUGGUUCUGCUGGCCGUACAGCUCCAACCUUGGCGUCCUGGCGUCCAUCCUCGCCCUUGCCGUGUUGGAUCUCUGGAACCCUGGGAGCCGAGGGUCUUCUGGCGGCAGCGGCAACAGGCUUAGAGAUGCCCUCAAUGUGGGGGUCGGGGGGUCUGCUGGACACCAAGACGCGGCCGGCGCGAGCCGCUGGCUCGUGGGCUGGCGGCGAAGCUGCACCUUGCUGGCGUUGCACGUCGCCAUACUAUGGGUUACAUCCCGCUUUGGCGUCCUGUGUGCCGUAGGGCACCAAGAGAGGUGGUCGGACUGGUGA